UCGAUGACACACAACCGUGUUGUCCAAGUGUCUACAACUAGAGAUGUGCUGCGAAGAAAAUAAUUUCACAUCCUUAACGAAUUAUUCGGUCAGGUACCAAGGCCGCGAAGACAACAAUUGUCCUGACAGUGUCAUGACCUUCCAGACAUUCAAGUCUGUCGACAGGACGGUAUGCUGCGGGCUGAUACCUUGUCUCUUUGUUGUCGGAGUGCCGGCUAAUAUCCUCAACAUGAUUAUUUUCUAUCGUCAGGGACUAAGAGAUCGGAUGAACCUCUGUCUCUUCUGUCUCGCCUUCAUUGAUCUCAUGUUCCUUAUUGUUCUUAUCAUUGGCGUUUCGUUUUGUUUCAUCGGCUUCUUUCUACCAAAACAGGAACAGUUCUGGAGGUGGAUUCUUACUAGGCACACUGUCAAUUUUGCUUACGGUUUUGUUCACUCGUCCGGGUGUCUGACGAUGAUAAUCGCAGUAGAAAGGUGGGUUUGUGUCAUGUUCCCCAUGAAGGCCGCGACACUCAUCAGUAGGAAGACGAUGGCCAUCAUCGUCUCACUCACAUUGCUGUUAAUGCAGCUUCUGUGUGGUGUCUACAUCGUAAAAGAGCAUAUUCUGUCGGUAAAAGAUGAGGUCACUGGUGAAUACCUCGUUGUUUCCGUACUUACAGACUUGUAUCUAAGCUACAGCUUUUUCAGAAUUAUUGAAAACGUUGUGUUGUCCUUUAUAUCUUUCUUUACUUUUGCCUGUGUAUUGUUGGCGACAGCCGCCACAGUCAUCCAGCUGCACACUGCUCAGUCGUGGAGAAAGUCUACAGCAAGCUCCCACAUGAAAGGUCAAGGGAUGUUGAUGAGGAUGCUGGUGGCCAUGUCUUGUGUCUACAUCCUGUGUACGGCUCCCAACAUGGCUUUGGGUCUGGCAAGGUUCACUGUCCCAGAAUUCCGCGCAGACGGAAGUUUCUGCAACCUGUUCAUCGCCACGCACAUGCUUAGCGUCCUGAUAAUUAUGUUCAACUCGUCCAUCAACUUCUUCGUUUACGCCGCCAUGUCGUCCCGCUUUCGUCAGGAACUCAAGGCGCUGUUCUCGUGGACCGAGGCUGGGAUGUCUUUGAAAACCAGCAUCAGUGUCACCCACAUAAAACAUUCAUCAGACUCUUUAUAA
Pomacea canaliculata is the source of this 1147-nucleotide messenger RNA. RefSeq lists its product as uncharacterized. Gene Ontology annotation, biological process: G protein-coupled receptor signaling pathway. The coding region runs from base 44 to 1147 and encodes 367 amino acids. The transcript has 2 exons. Gene Ontology annotation, cellular component: membrane. Lineage: Eukaryota; Metazoa; Mollusca; Gastropoda; Architaenioglossa; Ampullariidae. The record is from RefSeq and is a predicted model, not a curated record. Gene Ontology annotation, molecular function: G protein-coupled peptide receptor activity.